This is a messenger RNA of Hermetia illucens (black soldier fly), 6638 nucleotides long. It is a transcript of the gene Sarm, whose product is annotated as NAD(+) hydrolase sarm1. The transcript has 11 exons. Gene Ontology annotation, molecular function: signaling adaptor activity; protein binding; NAD+ nucleosidase activity. Gene Ontology annotation, biological process: signal transduction; negative regulation of MyD88-independent toll-like receptor signaling pathway; response to axon injury. Bases 615 to 4739 code for a protein of 1374 amino acids. Gene Ontology annotation, cellular component: dendrite. The record is from RefSeq and is a predicted model, not a curated record. NCBI's taxonomy places the organism in Eukaryota, Metazoa, Arthropoda, Insecta, Diptera, Stratiomyidae.
UUCAGUUGUCCGCUAGAAUUCACAAUUAACGGUGACAAUCGGCCGAGCGUCGAGGUCUCUUUUAUUGUUUAAGUUCUUCGAGGCGUCUUCUUCUUCGCACAAUGUGAAAUUCCUGCAAUUUUCCAUUGAGUGCCCGUUUUUAUUUCUGUUUUCCUCAGUUCUAUGCAAAAGUGGAAUUUAAACGAGUUUUCGUGGUUGAUUUCGAUAUUUAAUCCGACACUUUGCGGUGGUGCCUUCCGAUCGGAUUGAAGUCAAAGAGAAUAAAGUCGCAGUGAAAAGGUGCUGGAAAGUUAAUCUGUAGCUUGACAAUCGCCGCUAGUCUGUCAGGGUGCCUUUCUGAAUUGAGGUUAUGUUCGGUACGUUGAUUUAUGCGGCUGCAGUGGUGAAUUUCCCAAAUCGUUUCUAGAAAUUUUUUUCUGGAUCAUGUGUUUAUUUAUCGUGGAAAUGAUGUUUCCCAUGAAAAUGUGUUUCUAACGCCCAGAAAGUUUGUGAGAAAUCAGUUUUACAGAAAAUCGUUUGCAGGAGAAUUUGGAAAAAUUGACUGAGACGCUUGUUUUAAGACUUGAUAACUUAGAUUAAACAGUUGGCAAUCGUCCAGGUGUUAAUCGGACAAGAUGUCAGAAUUUCCAGAUCAAACACAUGUUAAUCCGGCAACAGCCGCAAUGCUUGAAAAUUUUCACAAGAAAAGCGGCACGCUUGGUGCAACAACAGCCACCACAACGACAAAUACUCGACAAAAUUUAAUGAAUACAUCUAGCAGUAGUUCCAGUAGUGUUAAGGAAACAUCAUCAACGUCACAACAGGUUGUUAACAGUAGUAGUACAACGACUCGUGUAGCAAAAACAUCAUCGUCACAGCGCCUGCAUCACGUCACAUCAUCCACAUCUGAAAUGAAAGCACAUGCACUUCAACGUGACCUAAACGAUUUUAAAAAUUCCAUGUCAGAAAUCAACGAUUUGGCCAUCAAUCGGCCAAAGCAAACCCUCGGGGAGUUGAAGCUCAACGACAAUGCCGCCAUGAAUCAACUAAAGCAACAGAUUCGAUCAUCAUUAGAAAACAUAGUCGAUGACCCCAAGGAACCUUUGGUGACAUUUCCCAACGACGAAACCCCUAGUGAUGAUCUGAAAUUAGAUUUAACACAUGCCUUACCAGAAUUGACGAACGGACAUUUGACUGCUGGUAAAACGACCACUGUAGACACUGUAAAAUUUGAGGAGAAACGUAUGACGUCAGCAUCAAAAACAGAAGUCGUUACGGACGGUUUUAGAUCUGAACAGGCCACAUCAAAUUUAGCAGAAAUGAAACGAUUACAAGCUGGUGAUAUAGAUUAUAAGGAAGCAAAAGCAGCGGCAGCAAUGCGAAAUAGAACUGAAAUGGAUGGUAUUAAAACAGAACAAAAUGCAGCAAUACUUAAGGAAGCACGAUCUCUCAAGUCCAGUGAUGUUUCUCACAAUUCAUCCAAUAAUGUUGCCGCCUCCAGCAUCAAAGUUCAAAGUGAUUCAUUUAGUGCCGAACAGAGAGCAAUUGCUCAGGCACAACAAAUGCAAACCGUGUCGUCCUCCGGAGUUUUCAAUCAUGAACAGCACAUGUCAUCUGCUCGUAAUUACACAAUAAAAACACAAGAAGUGUGCAGUACAGGAAGCAGUAUGUCCACAUCAUCCUCACAACUAAGUUCCACAACAAUGAAUGGCAACUUCGAGAAAGUCACUUUUGAUGAUCUUGACAUGCUUUCGCCCAGCAGUAGUCCCAAAGAGAUCGAGGGAACUAUUAGAAAGUAUUCGACCCAUCUGCAUUCAUGUAUAGAGAACCUUAGAAGACCGGAACAAAUGAAAAAGGCUCCAAACGUCCUGAAUCAAAUAAAUGAGAUAAUCAAGAGAGCAUGGGCUGUUCCAACAUAUGGCCACGAACUAGGUUACAGCUUAUGUAAUUCCCUACGUCUGAAUGGAGGAUUAGAUUUGCUCAUGAAAAAUUGCAUGGCCAACGAUCAAGAGGUUCAGUAUUCGUCAGCUAGGCUCCUAGAACAAUGUUUGACAACAGAGAAUAGAUCUCAUGUGGUUGAAAACGGUCUGGAAAAAGUGGUAAAUGUUGCCUGCGUCUGUACGAAAAAUACUAAAACAGAUCACUCGAGAGUAGGGACUGGUAUUCUGGAGCACUUGUUCAAACACAGUGAGGGAACAUGCUCCGAUGUGAUACGCUUGGGUGGUUUGGACGCCGUCCUGUUUGAAUGUCGAAAGAAUGAUGUGGAAACAUUGAGGCAUUGCGCUGGAGCAUUAGCAAACUUAAGUUUAUACGGUGGUGCUGAGAAUCAAGAGGCAAUGAUAAACAGGAAAGUACCGAUGUGGUUGUUCCCUCUAGCUUUCCAUGACGAUGAUAACAUCAAAUAUUAUGCUUGUUUGGCAAUUGCUGUGCUAGUUGCUAACAAGGAAAUCGAAGCUGAAGUGUUGAAAUCAGGAACUCUGGAUUUAGUGGAACCUUUUGUAACCACUCACGAUCCUUCAGAAUUUGCCAAGUCUAACUUAGCUUAUGCCCACGGGCAAAGCAAACAUUGGCUCCAAAGACUAGUCCCCGUUUUAAGUUCAAAGCGCGAGGAAGCACGAAAUCUCGCCGCCUUCCACUUCUGCAUGGAAGCUGGAAUCAAGAAAGAACAAGGCAAAACGGACAUUUUCCGUGAAAUCGGAGCCAUUGAACCUCUGAAGAAUGUAGCCAGCUGCCCAAAUGCCAUCGCGUCUAAAUUCGCAGCGCAAGCCUUACGUCUGAUUGGUGAACAAGUUCCUCAUAAGUUGUCCCAACAAGUGCCAUUGUGGUCGGUGGAGGACGUCCAAGAAUGGGUCAAGCAAAUUGGUUUUGGAGAAUAUGAACAGAAUUUCUACGAGUCCCGUGUUGAUGGAGACUUGUUGCUUCAGUUAAAUGAAGAUAAUCUACGUGAUGACAUUGGUAUCUCGAAUGGUAUACGUCGAAGACGGUUUAUGCGUGAAUUACAAAACCUAAAAAGGAUGGCUGAUUACUCGUCAAAGGAUGUGGCAAAUUUGAAUAGUUUUCUGCAAAACAUAGCAGCUGAAUAUUGCACAUACACUUAUUCAAUGCUGAAUGCUGGAGUGGAUCGAGACUCGUUGAGGCAUUUAAAUGAGGAUCAUUUAAUUGCCGAAUGUGGAAUUACGAAUGCAAUCCAUCGACAGAGGAUAUUAAAUAGCAUUAAAAAUUUAGAAUCAACACUACCCUCGUCCUCCGAAGAAAAUAUGGCCAAAACAUUGGACGUUUUUGUCAGCUACCGGAGAUCAAAUGGUUCUCAACUGGCUAGUUUGUUAAAAGUCCAUUUACAAUUACGAGGAUUUUCAGUUUUCAUAGAUGUUGAGCGAUUGGAAGCCGGAAAAUUCGAUAACAAUCUCUUGAACAGUAUUCGCCAAGCGAAACACUUUAUCCUUGUUUUGACUCCAAAUGCUUUAGAACGGUGCUCCGAGGACCAUGAAUGCAAAGAUUGGGUUCAUCGGGAAAUCGUAGCAGCACUUACCUCGAAUUGUAAUAUUAUUCCAAUUAUCGAUAAUUUUCAAUGGCCAGAACCCGAGGAAUUACCGGAGGAUAUGCGUAGUAUAUGUCAUUUUAAUGCAAUUAGAUGGAUUCAUGACUAUCAGGAUGCUUGUGUGGACAAACUUGAGCGGUUCAUGCGAGGCGAAUUAAACACUCGACCAUGUGGACCACUUCGUGGCGACGCAACACCCAGUACCCCAAGCACAGCAUCUACAACUCGUAACAAUCCACCAAUCUACCAAAGAAUGCACAGUAACGAUUCGGGAAAGGGAAGCGAAAAGGAUGGUGUUAAUGGGAAUGGCGUGACAACGGGCAGUAGCAGCAUACAAGGAGCGUUAAAUCCGAAUAAAUACCGAAAAUCAUCGAGUCCGGCCAGACAAUGGUUGACUGCAGGCACAGGAGGCAGCGGCCACAAUCAUCCUGCAAGAGCCCCUAGAGGUCAAUUGCCACCGUAUCGUACACAACACAUACUGAACAAAACAAUGCAGGCGGACUGUGGUGGUCGCAGAAGUUCGGCAGCAGGAUUGACCCACAGACCACCAAUUCCGCCAACAUUCAAUGCACGGAGUCACAGUCUAGAUGGUUUGCUUGACAAUGAGCCUGGAAAGAAAUCCGAGAAGGAUCUCCAGAGCACAGAUAAGGUAAACCAAAAACACAAAGAAGAAUCAGAAGAGACCCUCGAAGUAGAAACACGAGAAAAACCUGCCACGACAAAUCAAACCCGAUCUUCAACCAAUCACAACCGAAAAUCAAGGAGCAUGGACGAUUUGCUGGAUGAAAGUCGUGACAAGGUUGAACUCGAUCAAGACAACAUUACAAAAAGUCUAGAAAACUUAGAAGUGGCGGCGGGUCCAAUUAUAACGAUGGUAGAUUCACCAUCUGUUUCACCGCAACGUGAAUUGACGCCCUCGUCGGCGGAACAACCUUGCGAAAGGGAAACAAUUGUAGUUAAGAAUACACCCCGCCAAAGUCCUGAGGGUACAAGUUCAAAUGAAGAUGAUUUGGAUGAGACACGAUCGAAUUGUAGUCAACUGAGUACAACAUCAAAAGAUACGACCGGUGGCAAACAGAAUAAAACGUUUAUAAAUAGGGCUGUUAAAAAAGUUCGAUCGCUAAUGAAAAAGAACAAUGGCAAACCCCAAGUUGUGACACCAGCAAAUCAAGUGAUCCUUAAUGCUAUUAACAGCAACAAUAAGAUGCUUGCUUGGCGUUAAAAUGAAUGUUUGGCUAGACAAGAAUUCAAAAAAACCUAAAUCAAAAACAGCACAUAAUCUAACCUAAACCAUCCAAAAACAAUCGGCAAAACCAUUGCAUUUCAAACAAAAACUGAACAAAGAAAACAUAACACAUCUCGUCAAAAACUAUGAUUUUUUCUAUUAUAUUUGCAGUAAGACUGGAAAAAAUAUAAAUUGAGUUUUUGGGGAGAGAGAGAAUGAAUAUAUGAGAAAAUACAGAUAAACAAUAUUAAGGUCACAUGGAUAUGUGAAUCGAGAUACGGGAGGCAACGUGGUAAUCAGAUGAUGGCGACGAUUUCUAUUUAAAGUUGUCUGUUUAAAUAGAAAAUCAAUUUUUUUAACUUAUUGUUUGUCUUUUCUUUGUUUAAAUACGAAUUACUGACAAAAACCAACACAGCGACCGAUAGAAGUGUGAUGAAGACGACUCCCAAAAGCAGCUAGAAUAUGAAGUAAAUGUUGAAUAGUUUGUUUCAUUUUUUCUAUGUUUUUGUUGAUUACAACCAUUAUUUUUUUGAUAUACAAAAUAUAUGUAUCGUAAACUACGAAUUUCCAUUUUCCUUAAAUGUUUUCCCAUCCAUACUUUAACGGAAGUGAGAUUUCAAAUAAACUUUGUUAAAAGUCAACCGUUGGUUUUAUUUCAAUCAAUCAAUUCGGCAAACCCCGCCAAAAUUCUAUUAUAUCAAAUCAGUGAGUGAGUGUGGUGUCUGGAUGUCUGGAUUUUCAUUGUGUUUUUCUUUUGAAAGUGAAGCAAGUCUAAAUGUGCCUUACGUUCUAAAAAAUAUUAUUUUUUGCUAUUCUACCAACAAAAGAAGUCCUCGUUUAGCAGAUAUUUGCCAUUUGUGUACUACUAAAGUUUUCCAUCUGGGGAGCAAUAUAUAAACAUAAUUUUUCCCUCAGUGAACCAUCUGUUAACAUUUCACUAAACUGAAAUUAAUAUUAUUCACGCAGAAACUACAAUAAGAACUGAAAAAAGACUAGUGCCUUCUUUUACCUACUCAGAAAUAAUGCCUUUAGCCGGAAUAGCAUUCGGAUUCGUAUCUGUUAGGAACUGAAGGGAAAUUUAAAUCUAGCAGUAGAUUCUACAUAGCUUGUAUUGAUUUUUUAUUUGUAUUUUGAGUCGCUACAAUAAAUAUUUUUAAUUUCGAUAGUUUUUAUUAUUAUUAUUAAUCGCAACUGCCUUCAAUGCACAUUGAAUAACAACUAUUACCUUUAAAUUAUUUCUAUUACCAAUAAGAGAAGAAGAAAGUGGAUUACAAUGUAAACUUUAUACUGAGUUAUGUAGUUACACAGUAAUACUUUUAUUAUAAAGUACCUGUUAAGAGUAUAAUGUGAUUAAAAACCAAUAUUAUUAUGCUAUAGAAAACUGUCCUUGUUUUAAUCUACAAAAUACACACACAACACAACAACAAACUAACCACAAACUAAAAUUGGUUCUAAUACAAUGUGUUAAUAUUUUCUUCAAGAAAAUGGCAAGUAACAUAGAAAUAUUAUGUUAGAAAUAAGUUUGAAAACCUUGUUUAUCUAAAUAAUAAUAAUUUUAAUAUUAUUAUUAUUUUAGAAUAGAAUUAUAUUUACUUUGUGUGUGUAUAAUGUGAUUCUAAAAAUCAAUAUAAACUUUCAAGUAAAAAAAAGGAAAAUAAAAAAAAAAUAAAUAAAGUUAAAAUAUGGUUUUGAAUUAGUUUGUACUUUACUGUUAUUCUAUUGUUAUUUUUCACGUAAUGCAAUAAUAAUUCAUAUAAAACUUCUGUCCAUUUAUUUGUCGUAAGGUAUUAAGAAACCAUGGAGAUGUUAAAUUUAAUGAAUAAUAUUAAUUUAUAAAUUAAUACUACAUUGCAAUAUAUGUAAAACCAUCAAAUUUCUUUUUUGAACAGAAGAAAU